AUGGGCCUAGCCAGUCCGGGGCGAAUCGUCAUCCAACAUUUCUGCUAUGACAAAUCUGUGUGGAAACGCUUACAUCCGUUACAAGCUAAUUGCGGGCACUUUUGCAACUAUUUCGGUUUAGAGAAGAAGAAGAACGGCAUAAGCCUCUAUGUGAAGGCGUCAUAUUUGAGGUCUAACGAAGAUUGGCAUGUUUGCUUCCACCUUCAGCAGUCGUCGAUGCAGCCAUGUCAUCAUGCCUUUCCAACUGAUGAUGACUUUUACCGCACCCGCAACCAUGCUUCUAAGGAUUCACGGAGUGAUUUCUAUUGGGCAGAACCGUACGCAUGCAAUGCCAUCACUGACAAUAUAUACGCCGAUGUGAGUGCAUCGCAACAGUCGAAACAUGUUCAGCACUAUUCAAUGGAACCAAAUAAACAAACGAAUAUGGAAACUCUUCUGAUCCGAUCUCCAUCGAAACGCCAGCGUGAUUGUAUCCAUGAUCCAUGUGAUAUCCCUCUGAAGAGGAGUUGUCGUCAGGAAGGGAAUGAUGCAACAUUCACGUGUGGUUGUGAUGAACUCCCUUUUUCGCCGUAUUCCAAUAGAUUUACUGUGAGAAACCUUGACGGUGUGGAGAAAUCAUUGGAAUUGGACGAUUUGGUCGAUAUGGUUUUACAAGUGGCAAAAGAUGUUGAGGAUUCUAAUAUAGCGGAGCAUGUGGUGAAUCUUUCUAAAAGGCGGCUACAAAACAAGAUGGCAGCGGCUCGUUAUCGAGACAAACAGAAGGAAAGGCACCGAUAUUUGCAAAAAGAACAAGUCGAGCUGGAGAGAAAGAAUGCGAAACUAAAAGAAAUCGUCCAAGGUCUGGAGCGCGAAGUCGUCGAGUACAAGGCGAAAAUUAUGCAAAUAACUUUUGAUCUCACUCACUAA
Molecule: messenger RNA, 906 nt
Organism: Necator americanus (New World hookworm)
Lineage: Eukaryota; Metazoa; Nematoda; Chromadorea; Rhabditida; Ancylostomatidae
Exons: 9
Coding region: 1-906 (301 amino acids)
Biological process (GO): regulation of DNA-templated transcription
Molecular function (GO): DNA-binding transcription factor activity
Source: RefSeq, a predicted model, not a curated record